AAUGCUUGACCUAUUUGAGCUUAGAAAGAGAGCUCUGAUUUGUUUUACCUCUGAGUGACCUGCAGUUCGGUCUCCUGCUAGUGCUGUCCACAUGUCAACUAAACUCGAAUAACGAGCGUAUGUUGUGGAGUUUUACUGCUCAUCACAGAAUGAGGCUUGCGGCGUUGUUUUGCAGCCCGAUGACGUCCUACGUCGGAGGCAGGUCUCGUUCACCCGUGUCCGAAAUACCACAUUCCCCAUCCGACCGUCAUCAUGCCACCAAGAACCACAACUACCACUACCACUACAGCUACUACUACUUCCACAUCAACGACUACUUCUUCGUCUACUACCACCACAACCACUACAACUACCACCACAACAACCACUACAACUACCACUACUACCACAACAACCACCAGCACUACCACUACGACUACCACUACUACCACCACGACUACCACCACGACAACCACUACAACUACCACGACAACCACUACAACUACCACCACAACCACUACAACUACCACAACAACAACCACUACAACUACCACCACAACAACCACUACUACCACUACUACUACCACCACGACCACCACUACAACUACCACCACAACCACUACGACUACCACCACAACAACCACUACUACCACUACUACUACCACCACAACAACCACUACAACUACCACCACAACAACCACUACAACUACCACCACAACCACUACAACUACCACGACUACCACCACAACAACCACUACUCCUACUCCAUCCACUCCAUCCACUCCAGUCACCCCAAAAGGAACGCCGAAAUUAUUCAGCAUGUCAGGGAUCCUCAGGGACAGGUAAAGCUCGAAGAUUACUGGAACAAGAACAUCUACCACCACGCCGUCCUUGACUUGGAAGUCAAGCCCUGGGAAAACCUAAACAUCGAGAGUGAAGUUCGGGCGGCGUUCGACUUAUUGAAGGAGCUGAGAGACUGGCAGCAAAGAGUGAACGCGAGUCGCCCCAAGCCCGGCGCACCCCAUGGUGGCUUCGUAAUCCUGGGCAUCCGAAUAUGGCCGGCCAAUAAGACGCCCUUCCUCGGAAAUGUCACGCAUCAGAUGGAGCGGUUCCUAGUGGACGGCUUCCUUCCGUGGACUCACUUCACGGAGGACGAGUUCACCGCCAGAUACCCGCAGUGCGUCAUCACGGGAGCGUCGCCACUCAUGGACGUCAACAACAACAACACCCUGGACAUGUACCAGGUGCUGGACUGGGUGAACAGCAGCACGACGUGGAACUAUUACCCUUCGCUCGCCAUUUCGGUGUCGAUGUGCACGCGCAUCUACAAGACCAGCACGGGGAUGGACGCAGAGUACGGCGACCCGUGCGAGGACAACGCCACUCCGCCCGGCCCGUCUGCCGCGUAUUGCGGCGACGCCAAGAAGUACUACCACGCUUUCCUUAUUCACCAACCAGACGUGGCAGCAUACUCCUAUAAUAACAACUUCAGCGCUCUCAUCACGACCUUUGAAGUGCAGUCAGCUGUUACGGAAAAGCUGUGCAACGUCAAGCACCGGUACGAGAGCUUGGAUAUCAGCUUGGCGCUCUUCGACAUCGAGUGCGAAGACUGGGCGAACGCGUGCACCGGCACAGACUCGAACGUGGUCGGAGGCAGGAGCAGGAUCCGCGCCAUCCACCUGUACAGUUCUGGCACGACGCUCGAAAAGCUGAAAGCGCGGCCCGACCCCGGCUGCCCGUGAAAGGACGUUUGCCCGUGCAGCGAACAAUAUUAUCCACAUG
This is a messenger RNA of Dermacentor andersoni, 1761 nucleotides long. RefSeq lists its product as uncharacterized. The record is from RefSeq and is a predicted model, not a curated record. Lineage: Eukaryota; Metazoa; Arthropoda; Arachnida; Ixodida; Ixodidae.